Molecule: messenger RNA, 1263 nt
Organism: Biomphalaria glabrata
Lineage: Eukaryota; Metazoa; Mollusca; Gastropoda; Planorbidae
Product: tRNA-uridine aminocarboxypropyltransferase 1-like
Exons: 5
Coding region: 307-1206 (299 amino acids)
Biological process (GO): tRNA modification
Cellular component (GO): nucleus
Molecular function (GO): tRNA-uridine aminocarboxypropyltransferase activity
Source: RefSeq, a predicted model, not a curated record
UAGAGUAUAUGUCAUACUUAUAGACUAGUAUUAGUAGUAUCAAAUUGAUCUAAAUAUGGUAUUCUACACAGUCACAUAGAUCUAGUUAAUCUAGUAAAUAAGUAAUCCGUAGUCUACUAGUACUACUCGGCUACUGCCCUACUGGAGCUGAUUUACUUCGUUGUUUUGCUUAGACUUCUAAUCCACUGAUUCCAGAUCAUCUAGAUUCUAGAUCUAUAUUAUUAUAUAUCUAGAUAGAGGGAGGUACUGAUCUGUUGUUCACUAUUAUUAUUAGUGACUAUUGGUUGGCUUUAUCAGAGGAGUCCAAUGGAAGCUAAUCCAUUUCCUGAAGCUGUAAUAGCGGACUGGUCUUUUCUAGAACAUUCUGAUUCCAGAAGCCACUGUCCAAAAUGUAGAAAGUCUAGAAAAUAUUAUUGCUACACUUGUUUUAUUCCAUUACCUCAUCUUGCUGAACACCUUCCUCAUAUAAAGCUGCCUUUGAAAGUAGAUAUAAUAAAACACCCUAGUGAAAUUGAUGGUAAAAGCACUGCUCCUCAUGCAGCAAUACUUGCACCAUUAGAUGUCACCAUUUAUACUUAUCCUUGUAUACCAGACUAUGACCCAGACAAGGUUGUUUUGGUUUUCCCCUGUGAAGACUCCUUAACUCUUGAAGAAAUAUCAAAAGCUAGUUCAAAUAGUUUGAAAAAACAAGAAUUAAAUGUCAAUUUAGAAACAACAGAAAAAGUAGUAUGCCAUAAUAGUUUAGACUCUGGUGAAAAUGGCAAUGUUUCAAUUAAUUUAAAAGUUUCAGAGGCUAAGACUAUUCACAUUGGCAGUGAUAGAGAAGAGGAGACAGAACAGACAAAAGGUGAAAACAAAUUGACAGAUGCUAAAAGUCUUCCAUUCGAAAGAGUGGUUUUUAUUGACUCUACUUGGAACCAGACCAAUAAUAUUGUUACAGAUGAAAGAUUAAAAAAUCUUAAAAAGAUAGAAUUGAGUUCUCACAAUACUCAGUUCUGGCGAUGUCAAGAUGGAAUACCAAGGACCUACUUGUCAACAAUUGAAGCCAUAUAUUAUUUUCUUGUAGAUUUUCAUCGCCUUUUUAUUAAUCCAGAGUAUAACCAUGAAUAUGACAACAUGUUAUUUUUCUUUUGUGCCAUGUAUGAAAAAAUUCGUAGUAGUUUAAAUUCCAAAAGUGGAAAACGUUUGAAAGCCUAUGAGCGUUAGCAAAAAAUAGUUUUAUCAUAUUUUUGUUUCCCAAAAUUAAAUUGAUUCCUUGUUUUA